AUUUUUAGUUGAGUAGGAGUUUUCAUGCAGAACUUUUACUUGUAAUGGAGUACUUUUACAUUCUUCUGUCAGCACAUUACUUUGAUAAAGCAUCUCAGUAGGAAAAUCUAAUCUGAUAUAGUACCAGCCAUCUUCGCAUAAGGUGUGUGUGCUCAACAUGUGCAGUAACUACGUACAGCUGCCACUAUAUGGAUACACACACACAAGCAAAUAGCAUUGUUCAACAAAUAUAGCGCAUGAUGAAUUACUCUCAUUUGAACCCUGAUAAAAAACCAGCUGCCUCCCUCCAGCUAGGUGAGCUGCUUUCCGUGCUGUCCUCUUAUGACUCAGUGCUAAGUGGGACGUUAGUGGGUGUCUUCCUAGUAUCACACAGACUGUAUGAGGGCCAUUCCUCCACUCUGACCCUGGACCGAGCUCAGCAUCAUGGGAUGUUUAGAUAACAGACGGGGUCCUGGGAGGUUACACAGGAGUUCAGCUGAGUUAACCUAUCUGAUGGAGUGAAAGGCAGCAGCAGCUCACCUGAAGGGGACUGCAUGCUUGUGGAGGACUGAGGAGAGAUACACACACUUCAUUUGUUUUCAGUUUGCCACAUGCUGACAUAACAGGGCCACCUGGUGGACACAUGGGUUGUUAAAUCUCACCAGCAAUAACAGAAAAUUAGAAAAAAAAACAAUCUGUAACAUUAGAUAUUUUGCUGUGUCAAGGUCCCCAUUGUAGUCUGAAGGACUUCUGUCCCUUCUAUGCGAGUUAAUAUCUCAGAUAAACUGAACUUUAUUGCAAGAAGCUAUCAUAAGAAAACUGAGUAUAAGCAACAUACACAGUACACAGUUAAAUGAAAUGACCUUUUUCCAUCCAUUUCACAGAGCAGAAAUAAAAGUCUUAAUACUAUACUUAAUACUGCAGUAGUCUGUUAUUAUACACAGAUAAUGUACAUGAGUCCUGAAUGAGCCGUUAUGCUAAUUAUACAUAGUAUAGUGUAGGUGAUAAUUAUAAAUUGAAUAGAAUAUAAUUCUGUAUAGUGCAGGGUAAGUGGCAGCUAAACAUGGAAUAGAACAUAAAUAUCUGUGAUACACUGUAAAUAAUAAAUAAAGCAGUGCAAUUAAAGUGGUAAUUGACAUGGUACAUAUUUAAUCACAUAGAACAGUGUAACAGUCUGUAGUGGUUGUGUAUAUUAUCAUGUACAUAUAUAAUGUGUAUUGUGUGUAUUUCUGAGUUUGGAGGUGAUGGGUGUGUGCCUAUAUGUGUGUUGUAGCUGCAGCAUGUUCAGCAGUCUGACUGUCUGUAGAAAGAUGCUGCAGAACCUUGAUGUGAGGGUUCUGAUGCUGGCAGUCUCUUUCCUGAUGGGAGGGAGACAAACAGUCCAUCUGAGGGUUCGCAGGGGUCCUUCAUGAUAGAGGUGGCCCUACGUAAAGCAGUGUUCCCAGAUGUCCUGGAGAGCCAGGAGGGAGACACUGAUGAUUAUAUAUGCACAAGUUAAUUCAACUAAGGCAUCAGAGAUCUUAACUGGAUACUUUAAUGAUGUCCAUUAGUGGUUGCAACAUAAUCAUGCUGCAAUUAAACUGAAAAAAAUCAAGCCAAAGUAAAAUAUUGUUCAUAUGCUUCUCUGUUAUUCACAGGGACCACUUGAAGAUUUUAUGAUGAAGAUGAACAAGAAAUAGAGGAAGGAGAGAUUUCCAUUUGUUAGGAAUAAUAUAAGAGCCACAGCUCAAAUUUGAUAAACAUGUGAGGAAGAUUACAAAAACAUACCAAAGCUAAGCUUAGUUGUUUCAGAUUAGUCAAACACUAUACACCUACUUAGGCUGCCCUGUUAUUUAAGCACUCUAUGAUUGUCUCUCAUUUUUGAUGUUUUAAAACAAUAAAGCAUCGGCUACAGAAACACAAUCGGCUAUUAGACAUCUUCUACAAUCAGGAUCUGACAGGAAUGAAUGAAAGGUCAGAACAGUGGCAUCACUGUCACAUUCUGAAAACAUGCAGUAGACUUCGCUUUGAGAACUUCAGUCAUUUUUGUUUCCUCAGUUUAGUCUUUUAUUGCAGCAGGCCCCAGAGCCUCCUUCCACAUCAAACGAUAAGACAGUAACAGAGUAACAUCAUUCACUGAACUUACGGAUACACCAGUCAACGGUUUGGACACUCCUCAUUCAAUGCUUUGUAUUUGUUUGUAUUAUUUUCUACAUUGUACAUUAAUACUGAAGAUGAACACUUUUGUUUACAACAUAAUUCCAUAUGUAUUAUUUUAUAGUUUUGAUGUCUUCAGUAUUAAUCUACAAUGUAGAAAAUAAUUAAAUAAAAUUACUGAAUGAGAAGGUGUGUCCAAACUUUUGACUGGUAGUAUAUACAUACUUACAGAUAUUAAAUCCUCCAUAACAAAGCUGAAAAGCUGUGAUGACACAAACUUGGUUCUGUUAAGAACGUGUGGCUUUCUGGUGUGCUCUUGUACUCCCUCGUAGUCCAAAAAUAACACCAGUAGAGUCUAUUCAAAAAAGGUCAUUGUCCAAACUCACAAUUACGAACGAAAUCAUCAAUUUAUUUACCUUCUGGAGUUCAUCAAACUUAACAAAGAUCAAAGUCUUUCCAACAGUCUGUCACGCCACGCCACGGUCAAAAACAAUUCACCUCUUCUUUGCGCCACACCUAUGGCAAUUAGUGUGGCCUUUAAAUACACAGGUAACUCGUCACAGCACCACUCGCUGGUCACUAACUGAAAUGGCUCCAACAGGCUGCAUAAAAGCAAACUGGAGCUGUCGCUAUAGUUUUGCUGAUUUGUAGUUUUUGCUCUCACGCAUUUUGUUGUGAGCCUUUUAUUCUAGGUCUACGUUUGCAGUGUAUUGUGGUUUGUUGAGUAUGAAAAAGUUUUUUAACUUUAAUUAUUUCGAACAAUCAUUUGUUAAUUUACAGAUUGUGUGUGAAAGGUAAGAUAGGGACAAGAGUUGAACAUUAGUUGUAACCUACAUUAGAAAAGCAUUUUUCUUGCAAGACAAAAUACUCCAAUUAAAUAUCUAAUUCUGAUUUCAGUGGCAUCAGACCAAUAGAAACAUGUGGUGCCCUCUGCAGUAAGAACUCCAUUGGCCUCCGCAUAGGUAAAGGUGAACCAGAUGGGUGGGAGGUGUGACUUUAUGUGUAGCUGUGUCCAUGUGGGGCAAUCAGAGCUGCAGUAAUGGCCCAGGUAAAGGUAGCAGGAAACACGGUGAGGAGCCUCCAGGACUGCUCAGACGUUUACUCUGACAUGGUGACUGUCAGCUCCAGUGCAGAUAUAGGAGAGUCGGUGAGGAAGGGGGCAUUGUGUGAGACUUCCAUGGCUACAGGCCUCAGCAGGCGGAGCAGGGCCUACCCGUCCCCAGCCAGGAGACGCCACCGCACCACCUUCAGCCACAAGCAGCUGGAACAGCUGGAAGUGGCUUUUGGACAAAACCAGUACCCUGACAUCUACUACAGAGAGGAGCUGGCUCGCAUCACCAAACUGAAUGAGGCUCGCAUACAGGUGUGGUUUCAGAACAGAAGAGCCAAACAGCGUAAGCAGGAGCGGGCCUCGCACAAAGUGGUCCCAGUGGGUGUGAUGUCGGGCCACAGGGGUCUGCUGGGAGGGAUGCACGUCCAGCCCUCCAUGGCUCGACAGUACUACCCCCAGCCCCUGCCUCACAUCCCCCGCCUCUCCCCCUUGCUGCCACCGUCUGGGCCGUACUCCCGCCACCCAGGCCCGGUCAGCCAGUGCCCCUGUCCCAGCGCCGCCCCACAGCCCAGCUCCCAGCGGCAGCAUGACGACUGGUACAGCCCCCUGAGGAGCAGCCUCGCCUCUCCCAUGUUCUCACUGGCCUCCAUGCAGCCUCUGGACCCAGCAUCCCACUGGAGCUAAGAAGGGAACCAAUGUUGCAUUAAAAAUACUGCGGAAAAAAUUACUUUUGAUACACACAAGCAGUUCACUCUGUUUCACUGUUGUAUUUUUCCAACUAGACUGUAGAUGAAAAUUUGCAGCUUCCUAGUCACAGCUUCUCUAAUCACUAGGGCUCCAUUGAAACAGUUGGAGUGUAUGCCAGUCUUUGUGCAUUUGCAUUAAAAAUGUCUUUGAGCUUG
Molecule: messenger RNA, 4068 nt
Organism: Acanthochromis polyacanthus (spiny chromis)
Lineage: Eukaryota; Metazoa; Chordata; Actinopteri; Pomacentridae
Gene: prop1
Product: PROP paired-like homeobox 1
Exons: 3
Coding region: 3155-3850 (231 amino acids)
Biological process (GO): regulation of transcription by RNA polymerase II
Molecular function (GO): DNA-binding transcription factor activity, RNA polymerase II-specific; RNA polymerase II transcription regulatory region sequence-specific DNA binding
Source: RefSeq, a predicted model, not a curated record